This is a messenger RNA of Ciona intestinalis (vase tunicate), 2337 nucleotides long. RefSeq names its product heparan-alpha-glucosaminide N-acetyltransferase-like. The record is from RefSeq and is a predicted model, not a curated record. Lineage: Eukaryota; Metazoa; Chordata; Ascidiacea; Phlebobranchia; Cionidae.
UAUCAAUUUAGUCUUGCUCAUAGUUAAAAUUUAAAUAUGAACUGGACAAACAACUUAAACUGGAUAUUUCUAUCUGUUCUUGUUGCUGUGAGAGCUCACCAACUAUUUCUGCCCAACAUUGUGACCAAACAAGACCCUCCUCCAGACAACUUGGUUGAUCAUUCACUGAAGUACAAAGUGGACACUGCUAAACUUACAAUUGUAAAGGAAGGUAAAGGUAAAGAAGUUGCUGUUGAUAUUCAAUUUCUCUCUGAUAAAUGUCAUAGUUGCUCUUACUAUACUGCUGCCACAAUAUCCGAAAAAACAGUUAACAAAACCAUUUUAGUGGACACAAAGUGGGAAAGCCAUGUUAAAUUGGUCGCACACACAGGAACUAAUUGUACCGUAACAUAUCCAUUUCAUUACAAAGAAUAUGGAAGCUAUGUGGUUAAUUUUACUAUUGACGAUAAGUGUUCUUACAAAGGCCCUGAAGUUGUGAAGAAACCUAUUAAUAGUUUUCUUCCAAUUCUCGUAGCGUUUGUUAUUUUACUCAGCCUAGCUAUGCUUUACACGAUUGCUGAUUUCUGGUAUCGUAAAUAUGGCAGCACUGCGCUACCCCAUGAAACACAAAUUCAUGAAGAUCUUGGCAACACUGAACCAAAUUCAGUUCAAGAAGCAAAUCCGACUCCACUAGUUCGUGAAAAAAGUGAACGUAUCAAAUCGAUUGAUACUUUUCGCGGUUUAUGUUUAGUGGUUAUGGUGUUUGUGAAUUUCAGAGGUGGUGACUAUUGGUUUUUUCAUCAUUCUCCAUGGCAUGGGUUGACAGUUGCUGAUCUUGUAUUUCCUUGGUUUAUGUUUAUAAUGGGAGUUAAUAUUACAUUGUCCAUUAACAGUCUUAUCACCAAAAAUGUGCCAAAUUCGAAAAUUGCGUACAAACUCAUCCGACGUACAGUUCUAUUGUUUGGACUUGGAAUGUUUGUAGUUAACCACAGCACUUCUUGGGCAGCAUUUCGAGUACCUGGAGUUCUACAGAGGUUUGCUAUCGCAUAUUUCUUACCCUUUGUUUUACAAUGGGCAUUCCAUCUUACCCCAAUUGAAAUCGAGACCAGAGCAAAAACAAAUGAAGGAGAAUUGAAAUGGUGGCACUGGUGCAAAGAUGUUGUACCGUAUUGGUUGCAAUGGCUUAUUGUAUUGGCUAUGGAAGCUCUUUGGUUGUUUCUGACUUUCCUUUUACCCAUUCCUGGAUGCCCUACUGGUUACUUGGGUCCAGGGGGUUUAGAUAAUGAUGGGAAAUAUAUCAAUGAAACUUGUGUGGGGGGAGCUGCUGGCUAUAUUGAUAGGGUUAUAUUUGGAGAAGCUCAUAUAUAUGGUCAUCCUACAUGUAAAAAUGUCUACUACCCAACGUAUACAUCUGAUCAAAGAGUUCCAUAUGAUCCUGAAGGCUUAUUGGGUUCAAUUAAUAGCUGUAUUAUUGUAAUACUUGGAUGUCAAGCUGGGAAGAUAUUCCUUUACUAUAAACAUCCAUUAGAUCGGGCUAUGAGAUGGAUUCUAUGGUGUUUUUUCCUUGGAGUUAUCUCAAUUAUUCUGUGCAAGGCUUCUGCAAAUGGGGGGUGGAUACCUGUCAACAAAAAUCUCUGGACCACCACAUUUGUAACUACCUUAGCAUGCAUGGCUUUCUUUAUAAUUCCUGUCAUUUAUUACUUGGUGGAUGUAAAAAAAGUCUGGACUGGAAGACCUCUAGAUUUUGUUGGUAUGAACAGCAUCCUUGUGUAUGUUGGUCAUGAGGUUUUCUCUGAUUACCUGCCUUUUACAUGGGGACCUGGGUCAUACAAUUCACAUGCUGAAGUACUUGCUCAGAAUAUCAUAGGUGUCAGUAUAUGGGUUCUUAUAGCAUAUUACUGCUACAGGAUUAAGUUCUUCGUAAAAAUUUAAAUUUUGCUGUCAAUAGUACAAUAUGUGUGUAAAUCAAAGUGCAAUAAUAAUGUUAAGAGACCGUUGCUUAAUUGUAUAUUUGUUAUGUUUUUUUACUGAUUUGCAAAAUUCAAUGCAGUGUGUAAAAUAUGUAGCAUUAGUAGUUUUUAAAUUGAACAAAUUUGUAUUAACAUUUUGUAAGGUAUCAAAGAAGAAAUUUCAUAUAACUACCACUUUUUAUGUACCUCAUUUAUACCCUUAAAUUGUAUAAUAUAUUUGUUGUAUAAUUACAUAUAAAUUGUAUAAUUACCUGUAAAUUUUUAAUAUUUUGGUGCUGUUUGUCAAUUGAUAAAUAAUAGUGUUGCCUAAAUAUUUAAAUAUAUCUAUUAUAUUAACAUUUUCAUUUAUCAUAUGAUGUUAUUUUGUAAUACAUUUUGAUUCUUCACC